UAUCAACCAACAUGGGAAUCAAUUGACAGUAGACCGCUUCCUGCUUGGUAUGACCAUGGUAAAUUGGGAAUUUUCAUUCAUUGGGGAGUAUUUUCUGUCCCCAGUGCUGGUUUUAAUUCUCAAUCAGAAUGGUUUUGGACGUACUGGAGACAAGAAAAAUUACCUGCAUACGUGAAUUUUAUGAAAAAUAACUACCGACCAGAUUUUACCUACGCAGAUUUCGCCAGAGACUUCACAGCAGAAUUCUUCGACCCAAACGCAUGGGCCGAACUAUUCCAGUCGUCUGGAGCAGACUACAUUGUUUUUACGAGUAAACAUGGCGAAGGUUUCACAAACUGGCCGUCCAAUAUAUCAUUCAAUUGGAAUUCCAUGGAAGUUGGUCCUCAAAGAGAUCUAGUUGGAGAACUUAUGACAGCCAUAAGGACAAAAACAAAUCUACAUUUCGGUUUGUAUCACUGUCUGUAUGAAUGGCUCAACCCUCUGUACAUUAAUGAUAAAGCGAAUAACUGGAAGUCAUAUGAUUUCGUUAGGACUAAAGCUAUGCCUGCCCUUUAUGAGAUAGUUAAUAAAUACCAACCUGAUAUUGUAUGGUCUGACGGGGAUUAUGAAGCUCCUGACACAUACUGGGGAUCUACCGAGUUUCUAGCAUGGCUUUAUAAU
Lottia gigantea (owl limpet) is the source of this 660-nucleotide messenger RNA. RefSeq lists its product as hypothetical. Gene Ontology annotation, molecular function: alpha-L-fucosidase activity. Gene Ontology annotation, biological process: glycoside catabolic process; fucose metabolic process. Lineage: Eukaryota; Metazoa; Mollusca; Gastropoda; Lottiidae. The transcript is spliced from 4 exons. The record is from RefSeq and is a predicted model, not a curated record. Gene Ontology annotation, cellular component: lysosome. The annotation marks the transcript as partial.